Molecule: messenger RNA, 360 nt
Organism: Agrilus planipennis (emerald ash borer)
Lineage: Eukaryota; Metazoa; Arthropoda; Insecta; Coleoptera; Buprestidae
Product: histone H1-III-like
Exons: 1
Coding region: 1-360 (119 amino acids)
Biological process (GO): nucleosome assembly
Cellular component (GO): nucleosome
Molecular function (GO): DNA binding
Source: RefSeq, a predicted model, not a curated record
AUGGUGAACAACGCCAUAAAGUGCCUGAAGGAGCGCGGAGGGUCGUCGCUGCAGGCCAUCAAGAAGUACGUGAGUGCCAAUUACAAGGUCGACACGGCGAGGCUCUCGCCGUUCAUCAAGAAGUACUUGAAAGGCGCUCCCGGCUCGUUCAAGCUCGUCGGUCUCGCCACCGCGCUGCCGCGUCCGCCGCAUUCGAGACGAUGGCGCCCGGCGAUUCUGCCGCUGCCAAGGGCGAGGCCUCCAAGAAAGCGACUCCGUAGAAGGGGCGAAGCGCAACAACGGUCGCCAAGAAGGCUGGCGGCGGCACCAACACGAAGAAGGUCUCCGCCGUCGACGCGUCUGCGAAGAAGGGAGCAAUGA